This is a messenger RNA of Coturnix japonica (Japanese quail), 718 nucleotides long. It is a transcript of the gene NDUFA11, whose product is annotated as NADH:ubiquinone oxidoreductase subunit A11. Gene Ontology annotation, biological process: mitochondrial electron transport, NADH to ubiquinone. NCBI's taxonomy places the organism in Eukaryota, Metazoa, Chordata, Aves, Galliformes, Phasianidae. The record is from RefSeq and is a predicted model, not a curated record. Gene Ontology annotation, cellular component: respiratory chain complex I; mitochondrial inner membrane.
GGCGCUGCGGAACCGAUGUGCGGCGGAACCGAUGUGUGUCGGAACCGCUGUGUGUCGGAACCGAUGUGUGUCGGAACCGAUGUGUGGCGGAACGGAACCGCACGGGGACAGGGGGGCGGUGGGAGCACCGGACCAGCGGGAGCCGAUCUCGCGAGAGGCGCGCUGUGUUCUCGCGAGAGCUCGGCGGUGCCGGUGCCCUUGUACAUGAUGGCCGGGUACUGGGACGGGCCCGAGGGCGAGCGCUGCCCGGAGCGCACGUGGCUGAGCACGAGGGUGGGCGCCGCCGCCGGCCUGCUCGGCUCGGCCUAUCGCAUCAUCCUGCUCCGGCCCGGCUCCGCGCUCGCUGCGCUGCAGAUGGCGGCGUCCGACACGGUGACGAUGGCGACGCUGGGCGCCGUGUUCGGGGUGACCACCUGCAUCAGCGCUCAGCUGCGGGAUGAGCACGACAGCCCCCUGGACUAUUUCAUUGGGGGCUGCACCACAGGAGCCGUCUUAGGAGCCAGAGCUCACAGUUACAUGACCGGAACCGUCGCGUGUUUGGGCCUCGGAACUGCUGCUGCAUUGAUGAAGAUAGGGAAUAAGGAAGGCUGGAGGCUGACGGGGCCCCCCAAGCUGUAACUGUGCCAUUCCACCCUGUGAGCUGGAUCCUGAGUGCUGUGUGCAAUGAGACGCUGUGUAAUAAAGUGCUGACAACCGGGAGCAUCGUCCUGGUGCCGAU